This is a messenger RNA of Emiliania huxleyi CCMP1516, 1062 nucleotides long. RefSeq lists its product as hypothetical. Bases 1 to 1062 code for a protein of 353 amino acids. Lineage: Eukaryota; Haptophyta; Isochrysidales; Noelaerhabdaceae. The record is from RefSeq and is a predicted model, not a curated record. The transcript is spliced from 5 exons.
AUGCGCUUCCUCGUUCUUGCGCUCCUCGCGGCGGGCACCUCCGCAUUGCUAGCACCGCUCCGGGCUCGUCCGGCCUACCGCGUCGCCCGCAUCUCUCUUUCCGAGCCAGUGGCGGACGACGCGAUUGUGGACGAGGCGACAAACGCCGCCGCUGAGACGGACGCUACGACCGUCGAGGUCGAGGUGGCCCUGCCGGCAGCAGCGAGCGUCGCGGAGAAGGAGGAGACGCCCGACCGUCGCCUCAUCCUUGGCGGCGGCGCCGGCGUUCUCGCGCUACUCGCCUCCAAAACCAUCUUUGCUCCUCCUCCUCCGCCGCCGCCACCGCCUCCGGCAGCCAAGGGGAAGAAGGGCGAGAAGGCGAGCAAGCCGGCGAGCAAGUCGACCGCGGCUGCGGUCAAGGCGGCGCCAAGGAAGUCCGCAAAGGCGCCGCCUCCCGCCAAGGCCGGCAAGGCCAAGCCGGCGGCAAAGGCUCCGGCGCCGGCGUCAGCAGCGGCGGGCAGUUUCUCGAACGCCGCCAUCGCUGCAAAUGCAGUCACGCUCGCCGUCGCGGCGGCUGCCAGCAGGCAGGCGGCGGCGAUCGCUGCGGCGGACGCGCGGCUCUUCCCGGCCACCGCGGCGGCCGAGAAGGCGGCCAAGGCGAAGACGCGCGCCACUUCUCCCGCCGCCAGGAAGCCGACACCCGCACGUGCCUCCUCGCUUGCCGGCAAGUCACCCUCCGCCGCCAAGGCGGCGGCAGCCAAGGCGGCGGCAGCCAAGGCGGCGGCAGCCAAGAGGGCGGCGGCGGCAAAGGCGGCGGCGGCGGCGAAGGCGAAACUCGCAAAGGCGACGGCCGCGAAGAGGCAGGCUGCGGCUAAGGCGGCGGCGGCAAAGAAGGCGGCCGAUGCAAAGAAGGCGGCGGCGGCGGCGAAGAAGACGGCGGCAGCGAAGCUCGCGGCGGCGAAGAAGGCCGUCAAGAAGAUCGUCGUCAAGCGGCCCGCGCCAAAGGCCCGCCACUCCCCCCCCCCAUCCCCACCCCCUUUCUCCUUUCAAGAGGCCCGCCCCGCUCUCUCCCGCGCGCGCUGA